Messenger RNA from Paramecium sonneborni, 476 nucleotides. Lineage: Eukaryota; Ciliophora; Oligohymenophorea; Peniculida; Parameciidae. The record is from the annotation of a GenBank genome assembly.
AUGAAUAUGUAUUUAGUAAUUGGUAAAUUUUGAAUGCCUUAAAUGGAUUUUUUUCAGUAGUGGUAAGCUACAAAAGCAAAUUAGGGAUUAAGUUUUAACUAAUGAUUUAUCAAUUUAUAAAUUCUAAAUAUAAUGAUGGGAUUCGAAGGCUUUCUGUCCUAGUUAAUUCUUUUAUAAAAUUAGAAUAUUUUAGGAUAUCAAUAUUGUAACUUAGACAUUAAAUAUUCUAGUAAAAAUAUUGCAAUGUUUAUUUUCAGUAUUUUACAAUUCUUUUUUAGAUUUAUUUAUUUAGCUCAUGCUCUCUUUUGGAAACAUUACUAUUUUUAAUCAACAAUUGAUACAAUCGUAUUUUAUGAGGUAAUAUAUCUAAAUUAUAAUAGGAUCUUUUAAAUUUAUUUAAACAAAUUGGGAUUAUUGGAUAAAUUUAUUUGAUUGUAAAUAUGACAUUGUUUUUACAUCAAUAUAAAUUUUUCUGA